Messenger RNA from Stegastes partitus (bicolor damselfish), 3088 nucleotides. RefSeq names its product thioredoxin reductase 3 (gene txnrd3). Bases 248 to 2050 code for a protein of 600 amino acids. Gene Ontology annotation, biological process: cell redox homeostasis; cellular response to oxidative stress; glutathione metabolic process. NCBI's taxonomy places the organism in Eukaryota, Metazoa, Chordata, Actinopteri, Pomacentridae. Gene Ontology annotation, molecular function: flavin adenine dinucleotide binding; glutathione-disulfide reductase (NADPH) activity; thioredoxin-disulfide reductase (NADPH) activity. Gene Ontology annotation, cellular component: mitochondrion; cytosol. The transcript is spliced from 16 exons. The record is from RefSeq and is a predicted model, not a curated record.
AUGAUAAAAGACGUUUGGCGCGGUUGGUAGACUAGCUGCUGACAGCGGAGGGAGAGGAGCCGAGGUCAGGACCGUUGUUCGGCUGCUUUUUUUUUUUUGUACUAUUUUCUCUCGGAGAAACAACCGAGAGACUAAAAUAGAGACAGAGAGAGACAGAGUUGGUGCUACUUAACUUGCUUUGCCGUCAUUCUCCCGUCAGCCGUCUAUCGAAGCUUGCCCUGCGCAGGCAGACGGAAAUACCUUGAAAAUGCCUCCCAUCGAAAAUGACACCGGGAAGAAUGAACUGAAAUCUCGGAUACAGCAGCUCAUCGACACCAAUCAAGUGAUCGUUUUCAGCAAAAGCUACUGUCCGUAUUGUGUAAAGGUAAAAGACUUGUUCAAAGAGCUGAAAGUCGAGUGCAAGGUGGUGGAGUUGGAUCUCAUCGAGGAUGGAACAAACUACCAGGAGAUGCUGCUUGAGAUGACCGGACAGAAAACAGUACCCAAUGUCUUCAUCAGCAAGACGCAUGUUGGCGGCUGCGACAAAACACUGCAGGCUCACAAAGACGGCAGCCUGCAGCAGCUUCUGAGCGGGGAAAACGAAGCGUAUGACUACGACCUGAUCGUCAUCGGAGGAGGCUCCGGAGGCCUGGCCUGCUCAAAGGAAGCCUCUGCGUUGGGGAAGAAGGUGAUGGUGCUGGACUAUGUGGUGCCCACACCAAAAGGAACCACCUGGGGUCUGGGCGGAACCUGUGUCAACGUUGGCUGCAUUCCCAAGAAGCUGAUGCACCAGACGGCUCUGCUGGGAACGGCCAUGCAGGACGCCCGCAAGUUCGGCUGGGAGUUCGACGAGACAGUGAAACACAACUGGGAGACAAUGAAGACGGCGGUGAACAACUACAUUGGCUCGCUGAACUGGGGUUACAGGGUGGCACUGAGAGACAAGAAUGUCAACUAUGUCAAUGCCUAUGCAGAGUUCAUUGAACCACACAAAAUCAAGGCGACAAACAAACGAGGAAAGGAGACGUUUUACACAGCGGCCAAGUUUGUCUUGGCUACAGGUGAGAGGCCACGCUACCUGGGCAUCCCCGGAGACAAGGACUACUGCAUCACCAGCGACGACCUGUUCUCGUUGCCGUACUGCCCGGGAAAGACGCUGGUGAUCGGAGCGUCGUACGUGGCUCUGGAGUGCGGCGGCUUCCUGGCCGGCCUGGGACUCGACGUCACCGUCAUGGUUCGGUCCAUCCUGCUGAGGGGCUUCGACCAGGACAUGGCCAACCGUGCUGGAGAGCACAUGGAGGAACACGGCGUCAAGUUCCUCCGCAAAUACGUGCCUAUAAAGAUCGAGGAGCUGGAAGCAGGCACUCCAGGCAGGCUGAAGGUGACAGCCAAGUCUACAGAAAGCGAUGAGAUCACUGAGGGCGAGUACAACACUGUGUUGAUAGCAGUGGGUCGAGACGCAUGCACGGACAAGAUUGGCCUGGACAAGACGGGGGUCAAAGUCAACCCCAAGAACGGUAAAAUCCCAGUGAACGAUGAAGAGCAGACCAGCGUUCCCCACAUCUACGCCAUCGGAGACAUUCUGGAGGGGAAGUGGGAGCUGACGCCUGUAGCCAUCCAGGCUGGCAGGUUGCUGGCACGACGCCUCUAUAAGGGAUCAACACUGAAGUGUGACUACAUCAAUGUUCCCACCACCGUUUUCACCCCGCUGGAGUACGGUUCCUGCGGCCUGUCAGAGGAGAAAGCCAUUGAGCUGUAUGGGCAGGACAACGUCGAGGUGUUUCACAGUCUGUUCUGGCCUUUGGAGUUCACUGUGCCCGGCAGGGACAACAACAGAUGCUACGCCAAGUUAAUUUGCAAUAAGCUGGACAACGAUCGAGUCAUCGGGUUCCACUACCUCGGUCCAAACGCAGGAGAAGUCACGCAGGGCUUCGGCGCAGCCAUGAAGUGCGGCGCCACCAAAGAGCAGCUGGACGGCACCAUCGGCAUCCACCCGACCUGCGCUGAGGUCUUCACCACUUUGGACGUGACGAAGAGCUCCGGUGGAGACAUCACCCAGUCCGGCUGCUGAGGUUAAACCCUGCUCGUUUAGCGGGCUGCUCUUGCGUUAAACUCCACUUUGAAACCAUUUCAUCUUAGAUCCCAGCCAACCUGUAAAGCUCGGCCUCACUUCCAGCCACUUGGUUGUUUCUCAGGACAAACCUAACAUCGUGGCCAGCGUCUGAAUCGGUGAAAGCACUUAUUUAGGGAGCUAAGUGGCGACCGGAAAAGAGCCAGGCUGAGGCUCUGGCUGAGGGGAGUUUGAUAUGAGGGCAGCCUGCUGAACAGCGGGGUUACUCUGCUGAUUUUUUCUACUGGCCUCCACCAGCGUGUCCUUCUCAGAGGAAGCCACCGGCACACACCACCGCUGAGUACGUGUGUGUUUGGGCUGUUUUUGACAUCCUCGUCCGUAACCUUAAACACUGAGGUGGGCCAGGAUCGAUGUCCCUCUGCAGAAGCGCCUGAUGGUGGUCCGAACCCUUCGUCCAACCCCCAACUUCAAACACUUAUUUACCCUCCUGUAUGCAAGAGGGUACACAGGCUAAUAAAUUAAAGUUAAAUUGGCACACAACCAGAAUGGAUGCCGUGGUGCGUGCGUGGAUUAUCGCCACGCCUCCAUCAUUCCUGUAAGAUUCAUUUGAGAUGUACACAUGUCGUUGUCGAUAUUUAUAUUUGCUUUACGGAGGCGUCGGAGUUUUCUUUCUUUAAGAGGGACUCCGCCUCCGCAAAAAGGCGUAAAGAGCCUGCAGGCGUACACCUUUCGACUCCUUGUGAGUGCCGCAUCAGAACACUUUGAAACAACUGAAAGGAAAGUUCAAGCCGAAGUGUACCGACUGUUGUGUUUUCACUCGGUUUUUACUCAGUUAAUUUAAUGCUCGUUUGUCGCUUCUCGCUGUUUGCCUCUGCAUUAUGUGUAUGUAAAAGAUAUAUUCAAUCGUGUAGAAGACGGUGUUCUGACUGCUGUUAGUGAGUGACAUUGGUCAUCUGUAUAAAUGACUUUGUUUGUUGGUGUCAAACCACUAUAGACUACUUCUCUCUCGACACUUAAUAAAGGAUGAAUUCACCUUCA